AUGGAUACCAGAAAACAAGAAUACCCCGAGCUGUACAAAGCAGCUUUCACUCAACCAGCAAUCGAUAAUCAUGCCCACCCACUUCUGCGCGUCGAUGCACGCUACAAAGUCCCGUUCGAAGGGCUCGUCUCCGAGGCAGACGGCGACGCCCUAGUAGAAGACGCUCCAAACACUCUCGCAUGCAUGCGUGCCACCAAACAGCUUGCUGAACUAUACGGCUUGGACAAAUCCUUAGAUUGGGAACAAAUAAAGGAGCAUAGAGACCGCUUAGAUUAUUCAGAUCUGUGCAACCUGUGUUUCAAGAACGCAGGGAUACACACCAUCCUGAUCGAUGAUGGGCUUGGAGGCGUGGCUGAGAUGGCUGAAGGAUAUGCAUGGCAUGACCAGUUUACCACCGCGCCGACGAAGAGGAUUGUCAGAGUCGAGAUUGUCGCAGAGGGCAUAUUGAGGACCUUGUUUGCAGCUGGGAAAGAGUCAGACCUUGAGGGUUUCGAAAAGACGCUGCAGGAGAGUCUGAAAACGAGCGCCGAGCAGCAGGACGUUGUGGGAUUCAAAUCCAUCGUGUGCUAUCGCACAGGAAUGAACGUGUCAGUAUAUGGGAGUGAUAGUGAAAAGAGAGAAGCCCUCGCCCAAGUAUACGCAACAUACAAGGAAUCAGGAAAGAUACGCCUGCAGCACAAACCGCUGAACGACCAGGUCGUGCGCAUCGCUCUCACCGUAGCUGGCCGCUACAAGUUGCCAGUUCAAUUCCACACGGGUUUGGGUGAUAGCGAUAUCACGCUCACUCUUUCGUCGCCAGCGCAUCUACAACCCAUCAUCAAACAAUUCCCAGAUACUCCUUUCGUGCUUCUCCAUUCUUCCUACCCUUACACGCGCGACGCGGGAUAUCUUGCUGCGGUAUAUCGUAACGUCUAUCUUGACUUUGGAGAGGUUUUCCCGUUUGUUUCCGGGGACGGUCAGCGAUCCAUAAUCCGUCAAGUGUUAGAGUUGGCGCCGACGAACAAAAUAAUGUGGUCCAGUGACGGCCACUGGUGGCCCGAAUCGUACUACCUCGGAAUAUAUCAGGCGCGACAGGCAAUUUUCGAGGUGUUGUCCGAUCUAGUGGAAAGAGGAGAAAUAACAGAGGCGCAAGGAGUGCAAAUCAUCGAAAUGAGCUUGUUCAAGAACGCCAAGCAGCUCUAUCAAUUGGCCUGA
Psilocybe cubensis is the source of this 1194-nucleotide messenger RNA. RefSeq lists its product as uncharacterized. Gene Ontology annotation, molecular function: hydrolase activity. The record is from RefSeq and is a predicted model, not a curated record. The transcript has 6 exons. NCBI's taxonomy places the organism in Eukaryota, Fungi, Basidiomycota, Agaricomycetes, Agaricales, Agrocybaceae. Bases 1 to 1194 code for a protein of 397 amino acids.